Messenger RNA from Colletotrichum truncatum, 1131 nucleotides. RefSeq lists its product as uncharacterized. Lineage: Eukaryota; Fungi; Ascomycota; Sordariomycetes; Glomerellales; Glomerellaceae. The record is from RefSeq and is a predicted model, not a curated record.
AUGUGGGACAUCGCAGGCAUCCGGGUGGUGCCUCGCAAUUACGGCUUGGUGUUCUCAGCUUUUUUCUUCACCACGCUGGCGGCUGUGGUGGUCGGAAUGAGAACAUUCACACGUGCGGUCCUUGUCAAGAACGUGGGCACAGACGACGUUCUGGUGGUAGUCGCUUUUUUUGGCACAGUCGCAUAUCUUGUCACCGUUAUCCAACAGAUCAAAUGGGGACUAGGAGACGCCAUAGGGCUCGAAGAGCUACAAGAAUUCCUUCGAGCCCUCUAUUCGACAGUGGUGUGCUACAACUUCACCCAGUUAUGCGUUAAAUUUUCGAUCCUUUUCCAAUACCGACGUAUCUUCCGAACAGAGAAUGCGAAGAAGGUCAUCACAGGGUUGAUCAUAUGGCUAGCUGUCUAUGCGGCCUUUUGCUUGGGGAUUAGCAUCUUUACAUGCUGGCCUGUGGCAAAAUACUGGAAUGAUCAGAUCGAAGGAGGGUGCAUUGAGCGUUCUGUUGUGAACUAUGUCAUUGCUGGUUUCAACAUCCUGAACGAUAUAAUCAUUUUAGUUCUCCCGGUUCCAUGGCUUCGUAACCUACAAGUCACGUUUCGGGCAAAGCUAAUCCUUAUCGGCGUGUUCACCUGCGGUGCAUUCGCUGCCAUUGUCGCCAUCAUACGUUUGCACUCUCUUUACGUCCAUGGCUCUGCACCAAUAUCCCAACAACCACUCGUCGGUGUAGACAUCGCCGUGUGGUCUGGCUUGGAGAUUAACAUAGCCAUUAUCUGUGCUUCUAUUCCUGCACUAAAGGCGCUGUUUAUCAAGAUUAUCCCCAAGCUUGGAACAUACAAGAAGUACUCAAAGAACCCCUAUGGACGUAGUACCACGGGCAACCUUCCUCUCCAGAGCUUCGACAAGCGCACUGGGAACUUCUCACAGCGAGGAAAGGAGAACAAUAAGAUGGAAAUUCAGGUUCAGAGGUCGAUUGAGAUGAACGUCAUUCCACUUGAAGACGAUGACAGCCAGAAAGAUUUGGUCACUAAUGGAUGGGCUGCGGGCUGUUACGCGCAUGGACAGCAACCUGACGACUUGGAGCGCCGAGCUGGACCUGAGCCUGGGCAGCGUAACACUCGGACCAAUUCGAACUGA